GCAGUUCCCCCCGUUCAGCCGGGCACCAACAAAGCCCGUCCGCUCUUUGACAGCUCUCUACUCGACACCAGACUGCUGCACCCACACCCGGCGACGUGUCAUCCACCCGUUAACUGUGUGACACUCAAGUUUACACGAUGAGUGUGAGCUGACGACGUGGACCAUUAGUUUUUUUAGCUCUAAACGAUGUUCCGACCUAGCUUACUUCCUUUUUCCAGCUAGUAAGCUCGUUAGCUAACCAACUAGCAUCGCUGACGGAGAACUAGCAACUUGGUAGCGGGGCAAGCAACAGGGACCCUCCCGGCACUGUGGUGGCUGCCAGAGGUCAGCCACACUGUCUCACCGUUUGGGGUCAUCUGGAGUCCUCCGUGGACAUGUGCUGGUCGUAACAACACUGGCUCAACUGCACAACAACCAGGGUGGAAGCAUGGGCAUGGAAUUAGGGGGUAGCUAGCCGUUUCUCUCCCAAAACGAGGAUGACCUGGUCUGUUUGACUUCGUGUUGGGCAAAGAGCAGGAGUUUGUUGUGAAAACUUAACCAGAUGCAAGACUUCAUGAGGAGAUUUGGAGAUAAACUUUGCUGGAGUUUGGGCCCCCCGUCUGCCACAGGGAUGAUACUAAAGACACUGCUGAUCACCAGCCUUCUGGGCUGGGCGAAAUGUCAAGAGAGUCACAGUAUGACAGCAGAGGAGAUGACUGUUAUCAGGAACCAAAUUAUUGAGAUGUUUGACCACGCUUACGGCAGUUACAUGAAAUAUGCCUAUCCAGCAGAUGAGCUGAUGCCUCUAAGCUGCAGAGGGAGAGUGCGAGGGCAAGAGCCCAACAGAGGGGACAUAGAUGACUCCUUGGGGAAGUUUUCUCUCACUCUGAUUGACACCCUUGAUACCCUGGUGGUGUUGAACAAGCUCGAUGAGUUUGAGGACGCUGUGAGGAAAGCUGUGAAGGAUGUUCGCCUGGACAACGAUGUGGUGGUUUCAGUGUUUGAGACCAAUAUCAGGGUUUUAGGUGGGCUUUUGGGUGGUCAUGUGAUGGCAGACCUGCUACGGCAGCGUGGAGACAGGAUGCAGUGGUAUCAGGAUGAGCUCCUACACAUGGCCAAAGAGCUGGGCCACCGAUUACUGCCUGCCUUCAACACCACAAGUGGCCUUCCCUACCCAAAGGUGAAUCUACGGUAUGGUGUCCUCAACCCACUUUCACGAACGGGCACUGAAUCAGACACCUGCACAGCAUGUGCAGGAACAAUGAUCCUAGAGUUUGCUGCCCUCAGCAGAUUGUCAGGAGAGUCUGUGUUUGAGGAACAUGCGAGGAAAGCUCUGGAUGUCCUCUGGGAGCGGAGACAGAGAGGAAGUGACUUAGUGGGGACUGUCAUCAAUAUCCAUAAUGGAGAAUGGGUCCGGAGGGACAGUGGAGUUGGUGCUGGUAUCGACUCGUACUACGAGUACCUGAUGAAGGCCUACAUCCUUCUAGGAGACAAUGUUUUUCUGGAGAGGUUCAACGUUCACUACAGUGCCAUUAUGAAGUACAUCAGUCAGCCUCCGCUUCUACUCAAUGUACACAUGCACAACCCCACUGUGAGUGUGCGGAGCUGGAUGGACUCUCUCCUGGCAUUCUUCCCUGGCUUACAGGUUUUGAGAGGAGAUCUGAAACCAGCCAUUGAAACUCAUGAGAUGCUUUAUCAAGUCACCAAACAACACAAGUUUCUUCCAGAGGCUUUCACCACAGAGUUCAGAGUUCACUGGGGCCAACACCUACUGAGACCAGAAUUUGCAGAAAGCACCUACUACCUCUAUAAGGCCACUGGCGACCCCUACUACCUCAGAGUGGGACAGUCCAUAGUGGAAAAACUCAAUGCCUACGCCAGGGUGCCUUGUGGGUUUGCUGCUGUGCAAGAUGUCCGCACUGGGACACAUGAAGACAGGAUGGAUUCGUUCUUUUUGGCAGAGAUGUUUAAAUACCUGUACCUGCUGUUUUCGGAGAAGAACGAGCUGCCAAUUGACAUCGACGACUACAUCUUCACCACAGAGGCUCAUCUUCUGCCUGUCUCUCUCUCCACCACUCAGCCACCCUGUCAAGGCAACAAUACGGAGACUGUUCCUGUUUCUCACGAAGAAGAUCUGUUUACACACUCCUGUCCCAGCACAGAGACGUUGUUCCCUAACAACCCUUCAUUUGCCAAAACCAUCCGGGACAGCUACAAGUACCUCACUGGGGUGGGACGAGCCUUCCACCCUCUUCCUAUCAGGGAAAUUGAACUACCACUUCAUGAUAAUGGCAUGGAGCCAGUUGAGUUCUUGAAAAGCAUGGGCAUUUCUCUCACUCCACUGAAUGAAGUCACUGCAGGAGACACUGGAAGUCUGAAGGAGCAUAAAGGAGUGUACCGAGUAAAACUUGUAGCAGAAGUAAGCCAGACCCCAGAGGAGGAGGUGGUGGUGCCUCAUGUUGUCCAGCUCAUAUCUCCUCCAUUUCUGGGUAGGACAGUCCUCACUGCAGGACCUGCCAAGUUUGGAAUGGACCUCAUGAAGCAAGAGCACGGGGUGAAGGGCAGCAUCGUCAAAGCUUCUCCGUACACUGCAUGUGGGCCAAUUGAUAAUGCAGUGGAGCUUAAAGGUCAUAUCGCACUGGCACUGCGUGGCGACUGCAUGUUCGCUGCAAAGGCUCGUUGGCUGCAGGAGGCGGGAGCUAUAGGAGUGAUCUUUAUAGACCACCAUGAAGGAAGUAAUAGUGAGGAAACUCCCCUCUUCCAGAUGGUUGGAGAUGGUGACUCCACUGAAGACAUCACCCUGCCUUUGGUGUUCCUGUUCAGCCGCGAGGGUGCCGUGCUCACAGCCGCCCUGGAGAAGCAUCACAAUGUGGAUGUGUUGCUGCUGCCGAAGGAGAGGCAGCUUGGACACGAUAAGACAGAAAAACCUGUCAGCAUGAACAUAAAACUCCGCCUGGCAGAGGAGGGGGAGCUGGAGGAAGGAGCAGCUAGUGGACCCACCCUGGAGCUCGUCUUGGAGAACGACGAGUUGCUUCUUAAGGAAGAGGUGGAGGAAGACCUCAGAGGAGAACGACAAUCACAGCAGCAGCAGCAUUUCUGCUCUAAAGCAACAGAAGAUGACAGAACUGAACCAUGUUCAGCAGAUUCGUCUGCAACCCCAAACUCUAACAGCGGACCAGACACAAAUCCUUGAUCCUGAAGCAGCCAAGUUUCCCAACACUGGUUCUUUGACACUUUCUGAAUGGUGCGUGCCUCAGAGCCCCUCACUGCCCUACAGCACACGGAGCCCUAACUGAGACAUCCUGCAUGUUUACGACUGAUGGAGGACAGUCUAGGAGCAUCACAGCCCUGCUCACAUCCUACCUUGACUCUGACACCUUCAGACGGCUCUGUAUUUCUUCAACGUGGAGAUUCUGUUCUGUCUGGUGCAGGAAAUGAGGGAGUUUGUGUUCUCAUGAGACCAAACUAGGCAGUCAAAGGCCAAAAGCUGUUGGUUAACAACAAUUGGCUAUUGCUGACUAAACCUAAACCUAAAAUCCUAGCCUGUAGUGUUGCUGUUUUAGGCACAUAUAAGGUGUUCGUGGUGAUGAUGACAUAGAUAAUUGAGUAGAAUUAAAAAAGACCUCAUCCUCGAGAAACACAUAGAUUAAGGCAACAGAAAAUGUACUCAGCUACAUUUUUAUGCAAUGCAGUUUGUUUUUAAUCUAGAUUGCACCUUUUACUUCAACCAGUACUGUUUUGGUGUUCACUAAUGGUGAGUGGAAUAUCACCGGGCCAGUAGGUGGUGUAAGCUACCAUAACUUCUCAGUAAUAUAAUGUUAGGGGAUGAAGGACACAAACUGGGGCUAAUUUUGAAGGUUUGUUUUAUUUCAUACUAGUAAGAAACUUCAGGGAAUUUCACGUGUGAAUGCAGUUUGCAAGUUUGACCCAUUUGAAGAAGUGUGUGCGUGUGUGUGUGUGUGUGUGUGUGCGUGCGUGCGCGUUCUGCAUUGCCUUUUUUUUUUUUUUUUUUUUUUUUGCUAUAAUGUGAGCAUGUGUGUACGAGGUGUGUAAAAUCUGUAAUACCCAAGAAGGCAUCUCAGCUGAAAUAUCAUUGUUGUCGGGAGGACUGACCACCAUGAAUCUCAUAACAUUCAGUUAGAAAUUAUUUGGCUACUUUUACAACCCAGAAGUAACAGAUUCGUGAGUGAUCCCACCUUUGAGUCAUUGAAAAAGUUCUCAAAGCUGAUAUUCUUGCAGCUGAAGUCUAUAGAUAACUCUGAUUCUGGUUAGUUCCAGGUGCAGCAUCACAGGUUGGUCUGCAGUCCUGACUGCUAUGCACUUUGAAACACUGAUAUGAAACGACCAUUCAGGCCAGGCGUCUUUACAUUUGUUUGUGUGUAGUGCAAUAACUAAUUGUAAUCGCCAGCAGUCAUUCAUUGUCACAUUUACACUGUGUACUGAGGCAAUGCCUAUAUCCACAUUCGAUUGAAGAAAAAUUUGACUUGGGUAGUAGUAAAGCAUAAAAAAGUUUAGUGAUCGUUAGGUUUGCUGGAGUAUGGCGAGGUUUUGCACCAUCUGAUGUGUGAUAACAAACUGGAAACACAAGUCGAAGCCUCAUUGUUCCUGAAGUCUGACUGAACUCUUUCCUGAAUGCUUUUUGUAUCCAGAUAUGUUGUUUUGUCAGGACUUAAAUGUCACACAGGGGAAACCAUUUCCCAUUACAUCUUUAUGCAGCAAUUGAGAACCAAGCAUAACUCUUUAUUAAGUUAUUUUGUAUUCACAUACUUUACUCUCACUAAUGAUUUUGAACUUUUGUGGUAGAUUGAAAUGUGAGCUGAUGUUUGUGUGGAGAAAAAACUGAUGCCAGAAAAUGUUUUAUGUCUGUACAGUGGACCGUUUAAUGAUGCUGCUGAGCUAAUUUAAAGUCUUAAUCCUAUGUAUUUUAUUUUUUGUUUAGCCUUUGCCAACCCGUAUACCUCAGGACUCUGUACAUUACUUUUCAUACACAUGAAAGGACCAUAGAAAUGAAACAGGAUUUUUUUUAAGACUAUUUUAAUUCCUGAGGGUUUUAUUUGGGUCGGUGACUAAAGCUCAAAAAGUGCCAAAAGAGAUGCAUGACAUCUUCUCUGUAUUCAGUUUCUGAGAUGUGAGCUGAGGCAGUUUUGUCAAUAAAUUCCACAUCAUGAUUUCCAAGUUUAA
Messenger RNA from Amphiprion ocellaris (clown anemonefish), 5160 nucleotides. RefSeq names its product ER degradation-enhancing alpha-mannosidase-like protein 3. Gene Ontology annotation, molecular function: calcium ion binding; mannosyl-oligosaccharide 1,2-alpha-mannosidase activity. NCBI's taxonomy places the organism in Eukaryota, Metazoa, Chordata, Actinopteri, Pomacentridae. Gene Ontology annotation, cellular component: membrane; endoplasmic reticulum. The transcript has 21 exons. The record is from RefSeq and is a predicted model, not a curated record. Bases 542 to 3172 code for a protein of 876 amino acids. Gene Ontology annotation, biological process: mannose trimming involved in glycoprotein ERAD pathway; endoplasmic reticulum mannose trimming; carbohydrate metabolic process.